AUUUCAAUUAUAUCACAGGCUAUGAAUUGAUGGUAAAGUAGCCGUGAGCCUGAAUGUGAUGUCAAACGACACAUGUGUAACCCUUCAACAAUUACUGAAUUUUGGUGGCAAAUUUGAGCCACAUUUGCUCUGGGAACUUCUUCACUCUUUAUCUUUUUAUCUCAAAACGGCCCUGAAAGAUCCUGUGUCGUGGCAACAAGGGCCAGUGUUUCUAAUUUGUUCCAGUAAAAUCAGUUUCUUUGCCGAUGGAAAUGUGUCCGUUAAACGAGGUUCAAUUGGGGAAUACAACGACAGUCUGUAUGUAGCACCGGAAUACUACAGCUCAGAGACCAAGUUAGCCUCCCCAACUGCUACAGAACAGAUAUACGUCUACUGUCUGGGUAUGACUGUGUACUCCGCUGCAGAGUUCGACUGUGAGGAGGAAGUUGAGUUACCAGAGGUGCUAGAAGAGGUGCUGAUAAACAUGGUUAACGAGGUGGCUGCUUUACGAACUAACCUCGCUGUUAUUUCACAGGCGUGCCAAGCAAACAUCCCAAUGUCCAAGAAAAGUGCUCUCAAAGAACUCAUACAGAGUUACUUCAAAAAAAACUCGAUGGAUGCAGUAAAACGUCCACUUAGAGGCGGCAAGGCUCUAGUUCUACCCACUCCCCCUCUUCCUCCUCCUCUUCCUCCAAGUUUUGAUACCAUCCCCAACACUGGCUACAGCAAAUCUCAGAGCAGUUCCAGCAACAUCUCCAGGAGUAGCCCUGCCAAGGAGACCACGUCUGAUAUCGAGAGGAACGGUGUAGUAAGCGUGGCUAGUGGUGAAGUUCAUGAAAUGAAUAACGAAGAAGAGGAAAUUAACCCGUACAGUACAUAUGAAGAUAUGGGGGUAGAAGUGGAUCCUUACUCUACAAACGAAAUCACAAAUAGCCCAGCUAGGAGUAAAUCAGAACAACAGGAAGAUUGUAAUUAUUCCAACGCUAAUGAGAUGGAUCUUGAGAACAGGAGACCGAAAACAGACAGCAGGGGUACUUCUCCUCUGGCUGUAUCUAUUAGUCCUAGUAUUGAUGAUACGUACUCUACUGCUGACGACCUUGAUCUUCAAACCAAGAAAUCCGAUCCAGUAAAAGCUCCAGUUCGUGAUUCAAGUAUAUCAAGUUCGGAACCAGAUAACCCAUACGGGACUGCUAAAUCCAGAUGUAAGACAGGGUGUGCUGCUGGUAAAUGUAUUCAUACUCCUACUGACCUGGAUCGCAUGUACACUACUGUCCAGAAGAUACGGACCGGCGACAAGGCUAGAUCUAUGAAGAAAAGCUCGAGUUCAGGUCGAGUAGAUGGGUUCAGACUAGAUACUUCUAUAUCUGCCACCAGCUCGGAAUCUAGCCAGCCAGUUCAGCUUCAGACGAUGAGGCGCACUGGUAAACCCGUUAUCAUACAGUUUCCCUCCAAUAAACGCUUCCAGAUCCCAGCUCAGCGGGACGACACGAUAAAGUCAGUAUUCUCUACCGUUAUCAAGCGUCUAGCAAUAGAAGAUGGCUCCUUAUUCGGGCUCCUUUACUCCCCCGCUAAGGGAGUGUUUGAGUUCGUACCUUCCGACCACAAACUCAAGUUAUACGCUCCUGACAAGUGGAAAUCAGACGCUCCGACUUCUCCUGCUGUCACCCUGAAGUUAGCUGUAAAGUUUUACCCUCCCUCUCCCCAUAAGUUUGUUAACCAAGUUACACGGUUACAGUUCUUUCUACACAUCAGAAACCUCAUACUUGAGGAGAGAUACCAGAUCACUAAAGAGGUAGCGUUUGACCUGGCGGCUCUGGCUCUACAAGCGGACAUGGGGGACUAUUACGACCGAACUGGUAACCAGUACUUCGACCCUUACAGCUACGUUCCCCCUGAUGUGAUGUCGACUUUAUCCUACAUGUAUGCUAGUAAGGAGAUACCGAUGUUGCACAGCAAGCUAGAUGACAUGAGUCAGAACGAAGCAGUGCUCCGGUACCUUCAGAUCGUGUCCAAGCAGCCUGGUUACGGAGUUCACUUCUUCCAGGUAAAUGAAAGGAAUCCUUACGAAGUGGAACACAGCUAUAUCGGAAUUUCUCUUCAAGCUGUUAUUUUGUAUGAGAAACCUAAUGAUUCUGCAAUAAAACGUGGCACACCUUACAAAUACUCUUGGGGUCAAAUCGCAAACCUAUCCUACAAAAACAAGACAUUCAUACUUGAUGUCACUGUUGGUAACACUGGAAGAAAGAACAAAAACGAGCGCAGAUACAACUUCGAAACUGAGAGCACGAAGAUAUCCAGGAUUAUCAUGACGCUAUGUGCAGAUACUCACAAGUUCUACAUAAAACUGAAAAACAUGUUGCCUCCUGAAACUGAGGAGGUUGAACCGACUUUUUCAGUAAGGGACUACACUCCGUCACCAAGAUCCGUCAUCACUAACAAUAAUAGUCCCGAAGAGCCUGACACAGUGGACGCCGUCGUAGCUAAGCCACCGAAAAAGAGUUUGGAUAGACAAGAGUCCACGGUGUCUAUAUCUAAACGUCCUCCUCCCAACAGCCAGUUAGUGCAAAAGUACGUAUGUCUGACGAAAGCGGACAGUUUACAAAGUUUAGGGCUGACUAUAGUGGGUGGUGAUGGCAGUGAGGGUAUCUAUGUUGAUAAGCUAGCUACUGGUGGUCUAGCACAUCUAGAUGGCAGAAUACGGAAAGGUGAUAUGUUGCUGUCAGUGAAUGGUAUGAGUCUGAAGGACAUGUCCCACCAUGACGCUGUAAGUCUCAUAACCAAACAGUCAAAGAGGGUUGAGCUGGAGCUGGUGGAGGUUGCUGGAGAUAUUCCUUAUCAGCUGACCGGGGAGGACAGGGCUGACUCUGGAUCUGAUCACAGCCAUUCUAUUGACUUGGAUACAUCUCUGAUGAGUAAGAAACGGUUGGGUGCCAGCAAGUCAACCCCAGUAACAGGAUCAACCCAGGGACCUUGGUUUGCCCGUUCAUCUGUUAGCAGUAACACUUUACCUACUAAAAACACAAGGGUGUCUAAUAACAAGACACUGUCUAAUAACAAUAUCUCAUCACUGCCCGAAUCCCUUCAGAAUAGGAUCGCUAUGCAGGAGAGGUACAAUCUAGUCCGACAACCUCAGCCCUCCACCCAAGCCCCCAUCUCUAGAGCCCAUACCACUCCUGUUAUCAACCGUUACCCCUCUCUUAGUGCUUCAGGUCGUUCCAAAACAGCCGGUCUCUCGUUUGAUGAAGAUGUUAUAAUACCAAUGAACGGGUCAGCAAGUGGAGCCCAACUAAAACGGAACCUAACCAGAGGGAGCUCAGAGCAGAUCCCUCUACCAGAUAAAGAGUUAUCAGAGAACGACUCCUUCUGCUCGGACUACUCCCCAGGGCAGAUGCUCCACAACCGAUCCGACAGCAGUAUGGUGAAGAGUGAUGGAGAACGGACAGAAGCUUCUAACAGUUCUAGUCACAAGGUCCCCUUGUCAAGGGACCCAUUUUCCCGAAUAUUCACGGUAUAUCUGACCAAACAAAGAGGAAGCCUGGGGAUGAGCAUAAGAGUGGACAAGGGCUCCACUUAUGUUAGGGACAUGUUUCCCAACGGACCGGCUGCAGCUUCUGGCAUGGUUGAAAAAGGAGAUGCAGUGUUGAGUGUGAACGGGGUGGACUUGUCAGGUCUCACCAACCAGGAAGUAGUGAACGUUCUGCAACAAGCUCCGAAUAAUGUGACUCUGGUAAUGAGCUGGGGUACUGGCAGUCUUAAUUCUAAAGGUUCUGAGUCCAACAGGUCUGGAAUGCAGUUCCAAGUCACCUUGAACCGGAGCCCGUCUGGGUUCGGAUUCUCUACCCGGAACACUUACAUGGGGAACGAGAGUUUUAUCAGGAUAAAAACAGUUCAUCCUGGUGGCCCUGCCUCACUUAAUGGAUGUUUAGAAGAAGGGGAUAUCCUAAUGAGCGUGGGAGGGUACUCUCUGGAGAACCUAAACGACCGAGUCCUCUCCAACAUCCUCGCUUCUAUCGACUGUCCUGCUCUUUUCACGGUCUACAGACCCGACACUAUCAGGACAUUUAACCCCAGAAAGUUUGAAACUGGUACCAUUCUUCCUCUGUCCCUGCAGGAGAGCGAAGAUUUGUUGGGGUUCAUCCUCUGUGCUGGCUAUCCUUAUUAUCGAAAUACGGACGAAAGUGGGAAUCUGCAUCAAAAUGACCGCUUGUUACGAAUCGGUUCUACUUGUUGUCAAGGAAUCAAGUCUCCUCAACUGGAAGCGUUAAUUAAAGAAUCAUCCGUCGUUGAAACACAGAUAUUCAGGCCCUCUGGCGAACAGUCUAGAAGCGAAGACAAGCUCAGUAACAAUGUUGACAAACAGAUGACAGAGAUGAGUAUAACAGAUGCAGUCAACCCAAUCGACAAACUCAUGGAGAGAGCGGAGACGAUCAUCUUACACAAGGAAGAGGCUGGACUGGGCUUCAGUCUACUCGGGCAACACGAUGGAAAACGAAUAGUUCAUGGUGUCACGGUUAAGACAGUGUUAAAAGUUGGGGCCGCCUUUGAGGAGGGCAGACUUAAACCUGGCGAUCUAAUCAUCAUGGUAAACGGAAGAUCAAUGGUAGGGAUCACACAGAGUAAAGCUCUGAGUACGAUCAGAAAGAGUAGCGGAGAAGUGGUACUGACAGUGGUACCCGGACACAGACGAGAUCACAAUGACAUCACCCCCACUGAGAGGAAACUUAUCGGACACCAUCACUUCGAGAAGACUACUGAUAUGUGACGUCAUCACCGACAAAGUGACGUCAUCACCGACAAAGUGACGUCAUCACCGACAAAGUGACGUCAUCACUACUGACAUGUGACGUCAUCACUUUUCGACUUUCGUGGGGUGUGAAUUAACUUGGAUCAUGGAUAUUUCUAAGCGGACGUUUACCCGUUCAUCGAAUGAUCUGUAUUUUUAUGAUUAAGUUACUGAUGUUUUUAAUGUGGAAAGUAGUAUCGACAUACCAUGUGGCAUGUGAAUACAAUUAAGUUAAAUAACAGAGCUCAAGAGUGGCGAAAUGUAAUACUUUUUAAUUUACUUUCUGACAGGUUUAUUUUGAGGUUAUUACGAUUCUGAGUUAACCGAAUUCAGACAAUUUAACUAAAGUUUUAAAUUUACUUAAUUAUAACUUGGCAAUACAAUACUAUGACAGGUGCAUGAAAGAGACAGCUCCGAAACUUGUACAGUUGAUUUACUUUUUAUAGAACCGCUGAUUUAAACAAAAGUGUAAUUUUCUUUGUCAAUAAAAUAUAUAUUUAACUCUGGACACUCUUCCUGCAAUUGUGGCCUAGUUUUCGUGUAUCAGACUCAGGGAUUAGUAUUCAAAGUAUGUACACUGAUCAUAUUAAAAUCUCACUUUGAGUAGUUGAGGUCAUGA
This is a messenger RNA of Bolinopsis microptera, 5381 nucleotides long. RefSeq names its product tyrosine-protein phosphatase non-receptor type 13-like. Bases 59 to 4741 code for a protein of 1560 amino acids. Gene Ontology annotation, cellular component: cytoskeleton. The record is from RefSeq and is a predicted model, not a curated record. NCBI's taxonomy places the organism in Eukaryota, Metazoa, Ctenophora, Tentaculata, Lobata, Bolinopsidae. Gene Ontology annotation, molecular function: protein binding. The transcript has 40 exons.